UUUAGAAAUCCCACUCCUCUCCUGCCAAACCACGAGCCUUACCACUCCCCCUUUGUGAAACUCAACCCCUUCCAAAAAAAAUGAUGGAGGUCUCUCUCACAUCCCUCAUCACCACGGUCCUGACCCUCACUCUCGCAUCAACCGUCGUCGCCCUCCCUCUCCCCGAAUUCCUUCCCUGGGCGCUUGUGGAUACCGUCUUGCCGGGCUCGGGGAUCCCCAAAGCCGUGGAAAAGCUGGGGACAGGGUUUCAGUGAUGGUCUGUAGCCCUAAGGGCCAAGAAACGCGAGUUUAGGAAACACGUCGCGAGAAUGAUCCCAGGACACUGGCAGCUGGGCUAGUGUUUCAGUAUUUACGCCAUCAAGAGACUGACGG
Molecule: messenger RNA, 372 nt
Organism: Aspergillus brunneoviolaceus CBS 621.78
Lineage: Eukaryota; Fungi; Ascomycota; Eurotiomycetes; Eurotiales; Aspergillaceae
Exons: 2
Coding region: 81-254 (57 amino acids)
Source: RefSeq, a predicted model, not a curated record